Hypomesus transpacificus is the source of this 8540-nucleotide messenger RNA. RefSeq names its product fibrillin 1 (gene fbn1). The record is from RefSeq and is a predicted model, not a curated record. The transcript has 52 exons. Gene Ontology annotation, molecular function: calcium ion binding. Lineage: Eukaryota; Metazoa; Chordata; Actinopteri; Osmeriformes; Osmeridae. The coding region runs from base 447 to 7271 and encodes 2274 amino acids.
GGAGGGCAGAGAUGAAGAGAGACUAGAGAACUCUCGGUGAAGGAGAGCUGAAGAGAGGGAAGCGUUUUACACAUCUCAUCCUUUGGAAUGCCCCAACGCCUCUAAUUAAUCCAGGCGAAAUCUAGACCGCAUAGACUGUGUUGAAUGCAACGGUUGUGAUGGAGAGAAUCAAAAUGCUAAACUAAGAUUAGACUUCAUCGGACAUCUUGAGGGUUUUAGUUUUUUUUAUCUAUCUUUAUUAUUUUCUUCAAAUGGUUCAUCUAGUAAAAGUUUGAAGUGUAUAGGUGGUUUUCUUCUCUAGCUUGGGUUUCAAGGAAUUCCUCCUUGGGAGAGAGGCUUUUGACUUGGGACUUCUAAGGGGGCGUUGGAGUUGGGAUCUAUAAAGGAAGAUAAAUAAUUCCGCAGGAAAGAGGAGUUGUGUAAUUGUUGAGGCCAACCAGGGAAUAAUGGGACAGGGUCGGCUGUUGAAGUUGGUCGUGGGGAUUGUGGCAGUGCUGUCGUUGAGUGCCGAGGCAGGAGAGGGGACUGCGACUGGAGACAGCGAGACGGCUAAACCGACGGAGCCCAGAGCAAGCAGAGCGAAGCGGAGAGGAGGAAGUGAAGUCCUCAGGGGACCUAACGUAUGUGGAUCUCGUACCAAUGCUUACUGCUGUCCAGGAUGGAAGACUCUCACAGGGGGAAACCAGUGCAUCGUCCCCAUCUGCCGCAGUACGUGUGGAGACGGCUUCUGUUCCAGACCCAACAUGUGCACCUGUCCCACUGGGCAGAUCUCUCCCUCGUGUGGGUCCAAGUCAGUGCAGCACUGCAACAUCCGCUGUAUGAACGGAGGAUCCUGCGCAGAGGACCACUGCAUGUGUCAGAAGGGCUAUAUAGGAGCUCACUGCGGUCAACCGGUGUGUGAGACGGGCUGUCUGAACGGAGGCAGAUGUGUGGCUCCCAACCGCUGCGUGUGCACCUACGGCUUCACCGGGGCGCAGUGUGAGAGAGACUACCGGACCGGACCUUGCUUUGCCUCGGUGAGCCAGCAGAUGUGUCAGGGCCAGCUGACAGGCAUCGUGUGCACCAAGACCCUGUGCUGUGCCACGGUGGGGCGGGCGUGGGGGCACCCCUGUGAGAUGUGCCCGGCCCAGCCUCACCCCUGCAGACGAGGCUUCAUACCCAACCACCGCACGGGGGCGUGUCAAGAUGUGGACGAGUGCCAGGCCAUCCCCGGGCUCUGUCAGGGGGGAAACUGCAUCAACACAGUGGGAUCUUUUGAGUGCAAGUGUCCCGCUGGGCACAAGUUCAACGAGAUAACUCAGAAAUGUGAAGAUCUUGAUGAAUGCUCUAAUGUUCCUGGGUUGUGUAGUGGAGGAGAGUGCUCCAACACCAUCGGAAGUUACUUCUGCAAGUGUCCCCAGGGAUACUAUACUCCUGUGGACGGCUCCAGGUGCAUAGAUGGCCGGGGAGGGUACUGCUACGCCAGCCUGCUGAACGGCCGCUGUGCCAACCAGAACUUCCAGACGGUCACCAAGGUGCAGUGCUGCUGUGACAGCGGACGCUGUUGGUCUGACGGCUCUGUCCCCGAGAUGUGCCCCAUCAGAGGAGCAGAGGAGUACCAGAAGCUGUGUCUACAGUUGCCAGUAGGAAGUGGGGUUGUUCCUCUCUUCCCUGGUGGGGUCGGAGGAGGAGGAGGACCCGGAGGAGGUGGAGGAAAUGGCCAUGGUGGUCCCCCUCACAUCCUCCCAGGACCGUUCCCUGGUCAGCCCUAUCCAGGCCAACCAAUCCAGCCCUCACAGCCAGGACAACCCCUCCCUCUACCUGGACCAGGUGGACCAGAUAUCAUUCAGACCCAGAACAUCAGCAUCCUGAAUAUCGAUGAGUGCCGGAUUUCGCCGGACCUGUGUGGGCAGGGCACAUGCGUCAACACGGCCGGAGACUUCGAGUGCGAGUGUUUCCAGGGAUACGAGAGUGGCUUCAUGAUGAUGAAGAACUGCAUGGACAUUGACGAGUGUGAGAGGAACCCCCUGCUGUGCCGCGGCGGGGAGUGCGUCAACAACGAGGGCAGCUUCCAGUGUGUGUGUCCCGACGGUCACGAGAUCGCCCUGGAUGGAUCGGCCUGUCUAGAUAUUAACGAGUGCGAACUGAGUGAUAAGCUGUGUCGGAAUGGCCAGUGCAUCAACAUGGUUGGCCGCUACCAGUGCACUUGUGACACAGGCUACAAAUCAACUGAGGACAGACUGCAGUGCGUGGACAUCGAUGAGUGCACCAUCCAGAAUGGUGGCUGCGAGACAUUCUGCACAAACUCCGAGGGCAGCUACGAGUGCAGCUGUCGCAGCGGUUACGCCCUGAUGCCAGACCUCAGGAGCUGCACUGACAUCGAUGAGUGUGAAGACAGCCCAGACAUCUGUGACGGAGGCCAGUGCACCAACAUCCCUGGAGAGUACCAGUGUCUCUGCUUCGACGGCUUCAUGUCCUCUGAGGAUAUGAAGACAUGUCUCGAUGUGGAUGAGUGUGAGCUGAACCCUAACAUCUGUCUGAGUGGAAACUGUGAGAACACCAAGGGCUCCUUCAUCUGCCACUGUGACCGAGGCUACUCAGUACGCAAGGGGUCCACCGGCUGCACAGAUAUCAACGAGUGUGAGAUCGGAGCCCAUAACUGCGACCGCCACGCCGCCUGCACCAACACAGCCGGCAGCUUCAAAUGCAGCUGUGCUCCAGGAUGGAUAGGCAACGGCCUCAAAUGCACAGAUCUGGAUGAGUGCUCCAACGGAACUCACAUGUGUAGCAACAACGCAGAGUGCAUGAACACCAUGGGCUCCUACCGCUGUGUCUGCAAGGAUGGCUUCUCUGGAGACGGCUUCUACUGCACAGAUAGUGACGAGUGCACAGAGAAUGGGAACCUGUGUGAGAGCGGACACUGUCUCAACAUGCCUGGGGGCUACCGCUGUGAGUGUGACAUGGGCUUUAUCCCCACGCCGGACGGCAAGGCCUGCGAGGAUAUUGACGAGUGUACCUUUGCUGACAUCUGCGUCAAUGGAAGGUGCCAGAACAUUCCAGGGCUGUUCAGAUGUGAAUGUAACAUCGGCUAUGAGUUGGACAGGAGUGGAGGCAACUGUACAGACGUAAACGAGUGUGCGGACCCGACCUUCUGCAUGAACGGCAUCUGUGUCAACAUCCCUGGAAGCUACCAUUGUAACUGUCCUCCAGACUUCCAGCUCAACCCUACACGUGUCGGCUGUGUAGACAUUCGAUCUGGAAACUGCUACCUGGAAUUCCGUUCCAGAGGGGACGCUUCAGAGAGUUUGGAAUGUUCUAAUGAGAUCGGUGUGGGGGUGUCCAAAGCAUCAUGCUGCUGUUCUGAAGGCCGGGCCUGGGGAACGCCGUGUGAAUCCUGCCCCUCUGUCAACACCACGGAGUAUAGAACUCUGUGUCCCGGAGGCGAAGGCUUCAGACCCAAUCCCAUCACCGUCAUCCUGGAAGACAUCAACGAGUGUCUGGAGCUGCCAGGCUUGUGCCAGGGAGGAAACUGCAUUAACACCUUUGGCAGCUUCCAGUGUGAGUGUCCCAGAGGCUUUGAGCUCAACACGGACACCAGAGUCUGUGAAGAUGUGAAUGAGUGUGAGCGUCCUGGGAUCUGUGGUCCAGGCCAGUGCUACAACACAGUGGGAAACUACACCUGCAUCUGUCCUGUGGACUACAUGCAGGUCAACGGAGGAAAUAACUGCAUGGAUAUGAGGAAGAGCUACUGUUACAGGAACUUCUACUCAGACAACAACACGUGCGAUGGAGAGCUGACCUUCAACAUGACCCAGAAGAUGUGCUGCUGUUCCUACAACAUUGGCCGGGCAUGGAACAAACCCUGCAAACAGUGUCCUGUCCCCAGUACCACUGAGUUUGCCACUCUGUGUGGUAGUGAGAGACCAGGAUAUUACAUUGAUAUCUACACGGGACAGGUCAUGGAUAUCGAUGAGUGCAGGCAAAUCCCAGGUGUGUGCGAAAACGGGGUGUGCAUCAACAUGAUUGGUAGCUUCAGGUGUGAGUGUCCAAUGGGCUUCGUUUACAACGACAAGCUGCUCAUCUGUGAAGAUAUCGAUGAGUGUCAGAAUGGACCGCUGUGCCAGAAGAACGCCGCCUGUUUGAACAUGCCAGGGAGCUACCGCUGCGAGUGCAAGCCUGGCUAUCGCUUCACCCCCACGGGCCAGUGUCUGGACCGUAACGAGUGUCUGGAGAACCCUGGUGUGUGCAGUCCUGGCCAGUGCAUCGACACGCUGGGAAGCUACCGCUGCGUCUGUCCCAACGGCUUCAAGGCCACCCCCGACCUCUCCAUGUGCAUCGAUGUGGACGAGUGCGAGAGACAACCUUGCGGGAACGGGACGUGUAAGAACACUGUGGGAUCCUACAACUGCCUGUGCUAUCCUGGCUUUCAGCUCUCACACAACAACGACUGCAUCGAUACGGACGAGUGCUCCACUCAGAGAGGCCUGUGUAGGAAUGGAGACUGUAUCAACAGCAUCGGCUCCUUCAUCUGCCACUGCCGCGAUGGAUACGAACUCACUGCUGAUGGAAGGAUAUGUAUUGAUGUCAAUGAGUGUGCAGUGAAUCCUGGGACUUGUGGUCCAGGGACCUGUCAGAAUCUGGAUGGUUCCUACAGGUGCAUCUGCCCGCCUGGCUACUACAUCCAAGACGAGACCUGUGAAGAUAUUGACGAGUGUUCCCAGACUCCUGAUAUCUGCCUGUUCGGGACCUGCUCCAACAGCGAGGGAAGCUUCACCUGCGUCUGUCCGGAAGGUUUCCAGCUCUCUGGCACAGGUCGCAGAUGUCUGGAUAUCCGCGUCAACUAUUGCUACACCAAGUUUGAGAGCGGGCGCUGCCUGUCCCCCAAGCCCCUGAACACCACCAAGGGGGACUGCUGCUGCAGUGCCAUGCCGGGCCAGGGCUGGGGCGACCCCUGUGAGAUCUGCCCCGGCAAGAACGAGGAGGUUUUCUCUCAGCUCUGCCAUGCUGUUGGCCAGAGAAUCGGCCCCGACGACAACCCCAUAGACAUCGACGAGUGCACCACCAACCCCAACAUCUGCUCCAACGGCGUGUGCAUCAACACAGACAGCUCGUUCCGCUGCGAGUGUCCGUUUGGUUACACGCUGGACACCACCGGAGUCCACUGCAAAGACACUGACGAGUGUGACCUGGGCAACCCCUGUGGCAACGGCACAUGCACCAACGUGAUUGGAGCGUUCGAGUGCGCAUGUGACGAUGGCUUCGAGCCAGGACCCAUGAUGACAUGUGAAGACAUUAACGAAUGUUCCCAGAAUGCUUUGCUGUGUGCCUUCCGCUGCGUCAACGUGGUGGGAUCCUAUGAGUGUAAAUGCCCCACGGGCUACGUACUGAGAGAGGACAAGAGAAUGUGCAAAGACCAGAACGAGUGUGAAGAUGGCAUCGAUGACUGUGAGAGCAGAGGCAUGAGCUGUAAGAAUCUCAUCGGUACCUACAUGUGCAUCUGCCCCCCUGGGUAUACACGCAGGCCCAAUGGAGAGGCGUGCGUUGAUCUGAACGAGUGUUCAGCUAAGCCAGGUGUCUGUCAGAAUGGUCGCUGUGAAAACACUGUGGGCAGUUAUCGCUGCAGGUGUGACCAAGGAUUCAGCCCCAGCACCACACAGACAGAUUGUAUAGAUAUCCGCGAGGGCUUCUGCUUCACCGAGGUGCUGACCACGCUGUGUCAGAUGUCGUCCAGCAACAGGAACGCGGUCACCAAGUCCGAGUGUUGCUGUGAUGGAGGGAGGGGCUGGGGUUCCAACUGUGAGCUUUGUCCUCUGCAAGGGACCACCCACUACAAGAAGAUGUGCCCCCAGGGUCCUGGGUACACCACAGAUGGCAGAGACAUCGAUGAGUGCCGCGUCAUGGGGAAUCUGUGUAGAAAUGGCCAGUGUAUCAAUACCUUGGGCUCCUACAACUGCAACUGCAAACCUGGAUACACCACGGACAUGACUGGCACUCAGUGUGUGGAUGUGGACGAAUGCAUCCAGGCUCCAAAGCCGUGUAACUUCAUCUGUAAGAACACGGAGGGGGCAUACCUCUGCUCCUGCCCGAGGGGAUACAUCCUCCAGGAGGACGGCAAGAGCUGCAGAGACCUGGACGAGUGUUCUACCAAGCAGCACAACUGUCAGUUCCUGUGUGUCAAUACCAUCGGAGGCUUCACCUGCAAAUGUCCCCCUGGUUUCACCCAACAUCACACCGCCUGCAUCGAUAAUAAUGAGUGUAGUUCUGACCCCAGCCUAUGUGGGUCUAAUGGUGUAUGCCAGAACAGUCCUGGGAGCUUCAACUGCGAAUGCACGCGUGGAUUUUCAAUGGACCCCAAUGGCCAGAGCUGCGAAGACAUGGACGAGUGUGAUGGGAACCAUCGGUGCCAGCAUGGUUGUCAGAACCUCGUAGGAGGUUACAGGUGCAGCUGUCCUCAAGGCUACCUCCAACACUACCAGUGGAACCAGUGUGUGGACGAGAAUGAGUGUCAGAACAGCCAGAUAUGCGGAGGAGCGUCGUGCCACAACACCCUGGGGAGUUUCCGCUGUCUUUGUCCCACCGGGUUCAACUACGAGCAGCAAAAUGGCGGAUGCUCGGAUGUGAACGAGUGCUCCUCCACGCAGAACCCCUGUAGCUACGGCUGCUCCAACACGGACGGAGGCUACCUGUGUGGCUGUCCAACUGGAUACUACCGCGCAGGACAGGGGCACUGUGUCUCAGGUGUAGGCUUCAGUAAUGGUGGCCUCGGUCCGGAGCAAGGAGGAGAGACCGAUGAGAACUCUCUUUCCCCCGAGGCCUGCUAUGAGUGUAAGAUAAACGGAUACCCCAAGAAGGGACGCAAACGCCGUAGCAGCAACUCUACCCUGGAGGAACCUGUGGCAGAGGCACAGGAAGAGCAGGAGACCGUUAGCCUGGCCAGCGUGAGCAUCGAAGACGUCCUCAUGUUCCACCUCAACAUCAGCGACCUGACCACCCGGGACCACAUCCUCGAGUUCACCCCCGCCCUCUCCACCCUGACCAACCACGUGCGCUACACCAUCGACUACGGCAACGAGGAAGGCCACUUCAAGAUCAACCAGAGGGAGGGCGUGAGCUACCUACACCUGUCCAAGAAGAAGGCCUUGGUCGCCGGGGCGUAUGAGCUCCAGAUCAGCAGCGUGGCUCUGUACAGGAAGAAGGAGCUGGACAAGCUGGAGGACACGCACGAUAAAGACUACCUCACGGGACAGCUGGGAGACACACUGAGGAUGAGGGUCCAGCUCAUCCUCCAUUAACCAGAACAAGACUGAGACGGCUGAACAGCCCCCCUAACCAGCGACCCAGGCUCAGUUCACCCGGCCCCCCUUUGUCCAGACCUCCAUCACCAAGGAGAAGGGGGAGGGUGUGGUCUAGCGCUGUGUCAGUGGUUAGGGGCUACUGCUCUGAGAAAGAGAGAGGGGGGGGGGGGGGGUAGAGAGAGAGGCAUACCACCAAAGAGACAAUGGAGGGAGGGGGACCACAUAGUUUGAUUCCCAAAGAUGAUUCCACAUAUCAUAGAUACAACGUGUUGUGUGUUCAAAUUCCAGCUACAUCUGAAAGAGUGCAGGUAACAGAUGAAUUCUUGAUCCUCAGACGAAGACAAUCGCUUUGUGCAGAAAGCUCUGGACGGCAUGAACGUGGCUUGUCUGGAUAAGGGAUUGUUGUGAAGGUUUUGUAUAAUGAUAUGUUGAAUUGUGCACCGUUUUGAGGGAUGCAUGGACCACUCGGCAGAGGUGGAAGACAAGGUGGGCUCUCAAUACUCUAAAGUGGUUUCCUUUCCUGGCUUUCUCCCAUCUGAAUCGAUGUACUAAGGUUUCCCUCAUACAGCCUUGAUUCAUCCUGUGUUCUCAGUUGAAAUGAAGAAAGCAGAGGAUGAGAAGGAAACCACUUUAGAUCAUUGAGAUGCAGCCCGAGUCCAAGCUUGAAAGAUUACUUUUGCUCAUCUUAACUAUGCUUUUCCAUUUUUCCUACUGACUAGACAUUAUUAAUAUACAGGUGCUAGUAAAAAAAACUAACACAUAGACUUCUGAAUGCACUGUACUCUUUGACAAAACACAGUAGCUAAAAAUGUCAUUCCGUCUGCCCUUUCAAGUGUCUUUGCAACCAAACCAAAGCUAGCUCCAUAGCCUAUCUGCUCUCUCCUAUACAGUACAUGUAAAUUAAGUGUGUUUAUACUGUAAUAAUCAAUGCCACUUUUAAUCUAUGAAGCAUUUGUAAACUAGAGAGACCCUGAUAUGGAUGGGUUUGUAAUGGUGCUUAUAAUGACCAACUACUUUUGUAAACUGUGUAUACAUACAUACACACACACACAAACACAUCAUUGUGAUGAUGCCAAACCUGUGCCUUCAUGAUUAUGCACUGAGGUCUUUACGACCACAAACUCUCUUGCAAGUACAAUCAGUGCCGUGUCGCCAUAGCGAUGGAUGACAAUCAGACCAGCCUUAGACACCUGUCUGCUCUCUGUUCACAUCAGUGAGGGUUUAGUUGUAAAUUCACAAUAAAAUAAAACUUUUUUUUUGGUGUAA